This is a messenger RNA of Hypoxylon fragiforme, 3097 nucleotides long. RefSeq lists its product as uncharacterized. The transcript is spliced from 2 exons. The record is from RefSeq and is a predicted model, not a curated record. Lineage: Eukaryota; Fungi; Ascomycota; Sordariomycetes; Xylariales; Hypoxylaceae. Gene Ontology annotation, cellular component: plasma membrane. Gene Ontology annotation, molecular function: transmembrane transporter activity. Bases 529 to 2808 code for a protein of 759 amino acids. Gene Ontology annotation, biological process: transmembrane transport.
UGCUGUGGGUGCUGUGGGUGCUGUGGGUGCUGUGGGUGCUGGUGGAUGGAGGACGUUAGACAGACAACCUUCAGGGCUGCAUGUGAGCAAUCGAAGUAUCAGUCACCCUCAUUCAUCCAAUCCAAUCCCAUUCUCAUUCAUUCAUUCAUCUACAUCACCUUUACGACGCCGCAGCUGCUGUCGAUUGUACCAAACCUCAACUCGUUAUUUUUUCAUCCUUUUCUUUUAUUUUGGCCUUACUCUUCUACUUCUUUGUUAACCCAAUAUUACCAACAUUAUUCACACCACAACACCCAAGAUUAAUACGUACAGUAGAUUACGUAUCUCUACUUACUUCUUUUAUUGGCAGGAAAUGCCUCCAGAUGGUUCCUAGUUUUAUUGUUAUCAUCAGGCAUCGUAUUGUUUGCAUCACUGUGUCAUCGUCACCGCUAAUUGUGUUGCCUUUCCCCCAAAUCCUGCCUAACUCCGCCUUAUCAUCUACCCCUUAGCCCUUCCGCUGGAGUCUACCUCCUCCUGCGCUGACUGAAUAUGUUUUCAGAAUAUGCCUCGAGGUUCCUAGCCCAGUCGCAGUCCCGCCUGUCCAACUUCGGGUCGCCGGACAACAACGAUGCCUCAAGUCGACAGCCGCAAGGCACCCCCGGACGGUACUCUAGGCAUCCCGCACGAUCUUCGUACCAAGGCCGGCUUGGAAAUCCUUAUCAGCCCUCAGGCUCCCGGUUUGGAGGAUUCUCACGUAUUAAUACUACUUCGGAUGCCCCCCUCUUUCACAGCGCCCUUAACGAGUUUCGAGAAGACGAAGAUGAUGAUGACGCUAGGGAAGCUGCAGAUCUUCGUGCCUUGCAACGAUCUCGCCGGGUUUUUGUCUCAAGCCGGUUAGAGGAGAGCUCGGCUUCUGAGAAUGACGGACUUGGUGCUUCGUCCGAGCACAACGAGAGCGAGUCGUUUGGAAACGCGUACUCUCACAUACGCCCCACAGGCGCAGGUGGUAUCAAGAGCAGUUGGAACGGUGAAUCUAGCUUCAAAGAUAGGCAUUCCAAGCGUGAUACAGUCAAGGAGCCUGACGGGCCAAGUACCCACCAGAGCUUACGACAGAACUCGGAUAGUGAUGAGAGCGGGAAAAUGGUUGAUAUCGGCUUGAACUCAACGGUACUAGAUAAUGAAGUGCCAGACGAUCUUCUCCAGGAGCCCCCUAUAGAUUCAGCACCCCCUGCCUUCCAGCAGUUCAAGCCUGCCUCAGGCGGUCCAAAGGGAACGGCUGGCAAAAGGGGCACAAAUCUGGAGCACGAUCAACGGUUAAUGCGACAGGCUAUAGCUGAGGAGGAUGAGACGGAAGAAGAUCAAGGCGAUAUCCCUGCGCCAACACCUACUCGGAUGUAUGGCGAGAUCUUCGUGCACGAUCAGUUCUUCGCUUGGAUUUACCUAAUAGCUAUUGCAUCUCUCUUUGCCACCUUUGUGCUCGUAUGGCUGCACACCUCUGUGCCCAGCAGGAAGAUCGGUGACACUAUCUACACGACUCUUCAUUCUUCCUUCUACCUCCUUGCCGUGGAUACUCUAGUUUCCGUCGUCGUCGCCCUAAUUUGGAUGGCAGCGCUGAGGUCCUUUGUCCAACCUUUAGCUCUACUUAUCUUACUAGGCGUUCCCAUCGUCCUCUUCUCGUUUUCGUUGUACCCGAUGAUCUCCAGCUUCCAAGGGCCGGAUCAUGGAUCCCGAGCCCAGGAUGUAGUUAUGCGGUAUGCUGCCAUAAUUCCAGGAAUCUGUUCGAUCAUUUGGGUGUGGCUACUAUACAAGGGACGUCACGAGAUACAGCGGGCGAUAGACAUACUCGACUUCUCCAGCCGUAUUCUCGCAGCCAACCCAGCAUUGGUAUUGCUUGGGUUCGGUUCGCUAGCUUUCGUCGUUGGGUGGACAUGGGUUUGGUUGUCAAUGUUCACCAGAAUCUUCCUCGGUGGCUACUUUUCCAAAUCCCUUUCGACAUUUGUCAUCGGUACUGCGACCUGGUGGCUUGCGGUCUUCUUCUUUAUCAUGUACAUAUGGACCCUUUCCGUCAUGAGCGGCGUCGUACGCGCUACCACCGGCGGCACUGUUUCAAACUGGUACUUUUUCCGCAACAAUCAGUCUUCCGCCUCGUCGAAUGCGAUCGUCAAAGGAGCCCUAGGUCAUUCUACCACUACGGUGUUUGGCACUAUUUGUGCUUCCACCCUUUUAUCCCUGGCGGUUAGAAUCCCUAUCUUGAUCUUACCCCGUCGCAUCGCGAGUAUCUUCGAGUUCAUAGGAUGGCGAUUAGCUCCUCGCCCGGUGUCCGUCUUAACCAAUCCUCUAGCAUUGACCUAUGCAUCGAUCCAUUCACUACCCCUGAUGGAGUCGGCCUCGCAACUGAGUAGAAUCCAGUUCCUCGCCACGGGGCCUACUACGACCCUUACGCCGAGCGCAUUCUCUCGGCGCGGACAGUCAACGGCAUCUCUCAUGCCGUAUCGCAUGGCCAAGAUGCUCCUUCACGCGGCACGGUUCGUCAUGUCAACGGCACUUGGGUUCGCGGCGUGGGUAAUGACUGCACGGCAGCUGCAGGUCCAACUCCCGGAUGGAAUUGGUGUCAAGGGGAGCGCUUACGCGUAUGUUGUGGGCAUGGUGGCCAGUAUGAUAGGCUGGGGUGUGUUGGGGGCAAUGGAGGGUAUUCUAUCGGGAAUACUCGAUGGCGUUCUUAUAUGCUACGCCAGCGAAAGAAGGCUGGGUAGCGAACGCGCUACGUAUUGUAUCGAGGCGGCGAGGCUAUUCGAGGAGAGGCGAUACGAUGAGAGGGACAUGGUUUGAUAUUAUUUCAUAAUAGUUUAUGACUACCUAGGUAUGCAUUGCACUUUUCAGCCUCGGCGUUGGUGUCCAGGCCGUCAAAGAUGGUGGAUCGGGAGUCUCGAGAUUGGACAUGUUAGAAUAGAGCUAUUGAAACUCUUUAACCAUAGCAGACCACACCGAACUUUGUGGUGACAAUAUUUCUAGUCGCGUCUAUUAUGGCUCCGUGCUUGGUUUACUUUGUUAACUUGGGCGAAACCCUGUAGGGAGGCACACAGUUGUAGACACACAUUUGAGUUUUACUAGAAUUGGU